Silurus meridionalis is the source of this 1795-nucleotide messenger RNA. RefSeq names its product transcription factor 24-like. NCBI's taxonomy places the organism in Eukaryota, Metazoa, Chordata, Actinopteri, Siluriformes, Siluridae. The record is from RefSeq and is a predicted model, not a curated record. The transcript is spliced from 3 exons. The coding region runs from base 741 to 1223 and encodes 160 amino acids. Gene Ontology annotation, molecular function: protein dimerization activity; DNA-binding transcription factor activity, RNA polymerase II-specific; RNA polymerase II transcription regulatory region sequence-specific DNA binding. Gene Ontology annotation, biological process: regulation of transcription by RNA polymerase II; developmental process.
CUUGUCAGCUCGUUGUUUUCCCAAUAAAUUAGAGGCUCCUGAGACCUGACGCGCUCAGGUGAAGGCUUGGCACAGACACGGCGACUUAAAAACGCACCAUCUUCACUUACUGUGCCCGUUUCACAGCCUGCACCAUAUUUUUCUUUUGCCAACUGGAACUGAUCAUCUGUGCUGGUGUAGGAGAUCUCCUCUGCCUUCAUGCGUGCUUUUCCAAGAAAGCAUUUCUACAGAAAAGUUGCGCAAAGAGGUUUUUGUAUGGAAAAUGAAGAUAAAAUGUUAAAGGAUUAAAAAGGUCAAUGAGGUCAGUGUUUUAUUGUUUCUAUGCGUAGUGCAAUUAACCGAACAAUUGUCUAUUUUUGUGACGACUAUGAAAGAUAGAAGUUUCGUAAAUUAACAUUUUUUUGUGAUUUUAUUUUGUGUUUUCUGUGUGUGGUUAUUGGUAUGAUUGAUAUUCCUCUAAUUUUGGUAGAUAGUGGGUUAUAGAUAGAUUAAUUCUAAUAUCAAGUAAGAGAUCUUGUAUCGGCUAUUAAAGCCAUUUUUUCUUUUACACGAUAGAGGAAGCAGUGAGGUUCAGCUUGUGAUCAGGCCAAACAGAAAAUCUUGCGAAGUAGAACAGAAAAUCUAUAGAAAUGUAGAAAAGUAUAAACUCACUUAUGGUCGUUAUUAGGAAAAAUGAUUAUCUUUGUACUUUCUAGGUUCGGAAUUGAUUUCUGCUGGAUGGAACUGGAUGUGUGAUAAUUAUGGAUGACAGUCCCACAUCCAGCCCGAGCUCCAGCCCGAGUCCCGACGCGUUACCUUCAGACAGGAGACGCGGGCGCGUGCUGUCUGCCGGCAGCGGUCUCGGGACCAGGGGGCGACCGGCGGCGGCGAACGCAGCGCGCGAGCGGAGUCGCGUUCAGACCCUCAGGCACGCGUUUCUGGAGCUCCAGAGGACCCUGCCAUCAGUACCUCCAGACACGAAACUGUCCAAACUCGACGUGCUCAUAUUAGCCACUACGUACAUCGCUCAUCUCACCAAAACCCUGCAGGAAGAAGGCAUGGAAGAAGGAGACAACACAAAACGGAGCGAAGCGUUAAAUUCCCUCAAAGGCGGCGGUUACCUGCAUCCCGUCAAAAAAUGGCCCAUGCGCUCGAGGUUGUAUAUUGGUGCCAGUGGCCAGUUCCUGAGUAACUCCAGCCAGAAUGAAAAUCAAGGAGCAUCAUCAUCAUCAUCUCAGACAUAAUCCCUUUUGCACACAAGACUUUCUUUUGAUUCAAAUCAAGCUUUCAAUGGUCAUUUCAGGAUGUUUGCAGAGCCAAACAUGUGGACCACGUCCAGUUAUAAACAUUCUGUUAAAUCUACUAUUAUUUCCUUUAAUUUUUUCGCCACCAAUUUCAUAUUGAAAUGAGUACAAAUGUUAACACACGACUGCAUGAUAAUUGUGUCGCUGAAUUGUUUAACUUACAUGUUAUUUGAACUAAUUGUUUGUCAUUUUGUAAAUAAUUUGUAGAUAUUAUUUCCCAGUGAUUUUUUUGUUUUACUGAACAUAUAAGCGACUCUACUCAAUGUCUCAGAGUCUUUUAGAGGUUUUGUGUAGCUAUGUCGGGAUAAUGAGCUGUCAUGCUUGACUUGUCGGCUAUGCACUUUCAGUUAAAGCAUUUGCACUAAAUGCAUGUGUGAAUAACGUAACAUUUGUCAAAUGAAGAGGUCUGUCAGGACCACAACAAUGGUGUGGAUUAAGUCUAGCAGAAACUUUGCUUUUCCUUUCAUGGUGUCGGUGUGUUUGUGAAUUGACUAAUAAAAAAUAAUUUAAAA